AGCUCAACCCACGCGACGCCAACACGUAGAGAUCCGGCUCGGCCGGCGUGGCGCGUGCGUGCGUCCCCAUCUCCGUGCCUCUCAGCCCAGGCCUCAGGUCUCAGCUCGGGUCGACAAAAAGCGAGCAAACGCGGAGCGGGAGGAGAUCAGCUGAGCAAAGCAGGAGAGCUCGAGGGAAGAAGAAGAAGAGGAGGAGUAAGAAAGGCGCCUGGACACCCCAAAGCGUCGCCCAGCUUCCGUCGGCCGGAGGGAGGUUUUUGAUUGUGACGGCAAUUCGCAACCUAAACCAAUGUCUGACAACAGUAUUCAACGAGCAUUGCUACCUGAUAACCACAACGCCGACGUGCUCCAAAGGAAGCCGUCAGAAGGAGCUAAACGGUUCCGAAGAAGCAGGUCGGCUCCCAGAUCAGAGGCCGAUCAGAAACCAGAAGAAAAUGGCUCGCCGCUUCCAGACAAGGAGUUGUUCAGCGUGAUACGACCGAGCUUUAGACUAGCAGGGCUCCUCCUAUUUCUCUACCUGCUAGCGGGCGUCGUCGUCUUUUACCUUGUCAUGGAUCAGUUAUCUGGCAAGAGAACCAACAGGGUGCUUGACGCACUCUACUUCUGUAUUGUCACGAUGACAUCGGUUGGUUAUGGAGACCUUGUCCCUCACAGUGACACGGCGAAGCUCCUCGCCUGUGUUUUCGUCUUCACCGGCAUGGCGUUUAUUGCUCUCUUUGUGAGCAAGUCGGCAGAUUAUCUCGUCGAGAAGCAGGAGGUGCUGUUCUUCAAGGCACUGCACAUGAACAUGAAGUUUAGCGAGGCCAAAAUGCUCAGGCAAAUUGAGACAAACAAGACAAAGUACAAAUUCUACACUGCUGCCCUACUUCUUGUGACAACCAUUGUUGUGGGGACUGUUUUUCUCUGGAAGGUUGAGAAGCUGAGCCUUGUUGAUUCCUUUUAUUGUGUCUGUGCCACAAUAACUGCCCUGGGCUAUGGGGAUAAAAGCUUCUCGUCCAAAUUGGGGCGCACUUUCGCGGUAUUUUGGAUAAUUACGAGCACCAUAAUCCUGGCGCUGUUCUUCAUGUACCUUGCUGAGAUCUACACCGAGCGACGGCAGAAAAUGCUGGCCAAAUGGGUUCUCACACGGAGAAUAACAAACAUGGAUCUUGAAGCAGCUGAUCUGGAUAAUGAUCGAAAAGUGGGUGCUGCUGAAUUUGUCGUGUACAAGCUCAAAGAACUGGGGAAGAUCAGCCAAGAAGACAUAUCUUCUUUUCUAGAGGAGUUUGAGAAACUCGACGUUGACCAGUCCGGCACGCUCUCCACCUAUGACCUUACUCAUGCACAAUCCGGUCGGUGAUGAACAUAUGGGCUUGUACUUAAUUCUACAGCUUAAAUACUAUAGUUGAAUGGUCGGUUAAUGCUGUUAAUUAGUUCUGUAAUCUUGUAAAGUGUCAAAAGAUAUGACCUUGUUGAGCUCCUACAUGUAUUUAACACAAUGGAUCUGCUCAUAUGCACCUGGACAUGUGUAAGAAAGAGGUAUUUGGUGAUGCUUUGAUAAGCUUGUGUACCUGUGUAAAUGAAGUUUGUUAAGCUAUUGUUUUCCAGUCAUGAAAUAUUUCCAGCUUCCAAUA
Molecule: messenger RNA, 1613 nt
Organism: Hordeum vulgare subsp. vulgare (domesticated barley)
Lineage: Eukaryota; Viridiplantae; Streptophyta; Magnoliopsida; Poales; Poaceae
Product: two pore potassium channel a-like
Exons: 3
Coding region: 290-1339 (349 amino acids)
Biological process (GO): potassium ion transmembrane transport; stabilization of membrane potential
Cellular component (GO): plant-type vacuole membrane
Molecular function (GO): potassium ion leak channel activity
Source: RefSeq, a predicted model, not a curated record